GGAUUCACGUUUUUGUUCUCGGCCAAGCCCAGCGCAAGCCCAGCGUUGCGUUUUCCGAUAUUCUGGAAUAUUCAAUUGCAGUUGAACUGUACCUAUUCAAUCUUGCAACAAUAUAAGGGGUACAGGAUUUCCAUAGAGUCUGAUUUAUCAGGAGAUUGCCACAAUACUGAGGAGUGGGGAUCAGCUACCAGGUGCACAUAACCCUCUAAAGAAGUCCACAUGAUGAAGCCUCUGGCAGCAGACGAGAUGUUUCCAGACAAUCCUGUGAACCAGCUGAUGGAUGUGUCCAUGGAUGAGAACUCGGCGGCCGAUCGUGCCGGAGUGGUAGACGUCGCCAGCAAUGAGCCCAUGGUCCAUGCCGACUUUGCCAACAACUUUGGUGAUCUUUUCGAUGACGAGGACCUCGAUUGAUUCGUCCGGUGUCCGUGCCAAGACUCGCCGCCCACUUCUCGGUAAAUGAGACUCCGGUGCUCACUCCCAUCACGUGAUACGUACAUGGCGUCUUCUCUGGCGUUCGGUGUUGUGAAUAUCAGUCUCAGUCGCCUGCACGGCAGCUGACCGAACUUUCUGGUCUUUUUCUGCCCGCUGAGGGCUACGGCAAGGAACUGUCACACUAGCAAAUGGGGGAAUACUGUGCGUAGCUCAAGCAAGAACAGGAGGAUUACGGAAAGGGAGACUGGGACUUAACGCGUGAAACCGAAGGAGUGAGGACGUGUGUGUGAAGAAGAAAUAUAGGUAUAUGUCUCACAGCACGUAGGGUGCUAGUUGGGAAAGCACGAAACAGUAGAGGCGUACUUAGAUAUCGAUCGAGGGGUUAUUGAAAGGGACGCAAAUCGGCGUCUUACCAAUCUUAGUGAAUCUCUGAUGAAAAUCGCUGUAUUCCUUGAAGCCGUCGUUUACCCGAAAACCUUGGCGAACGCAUUAUUUUAGUCAGGUCAAGUGUUGUCUGAUAUAGUUGCGUCUGAUAGGUUCCUCUGUCGUGGAACUAUUGUUUAGCGAUAUCCGCUGUUGUUUAUGUUAUAGAAUAUCCACCUGGUUAUAUUUAUACUAUUUGUUGCUUAUCCUGCAUAUAAGUGAUCGUUGAAGUAGGUAUCUACAGUGCAUAGCUUGGAAAGUGUAUUUAGAAACCCGAAGAUCUCGUAUCGCCAAGGCACAUCUGCCACGGAGGCCAAAACCGCCGACCCAGACCUCACCAUGACUGUUGAGUCUUCUUCGGAGACCAUGGUACCAUCUGCACCAGCUGGCACCUCAGGCCCGGCUCCUGACGCUGAUGACCCUCCUACGUCCUCUCAGGGCGUCCCCGCCGCCCUACGAAACGCCCCAGCUGCAGACGAUGUGCCAGCUCCGAUCGAGGUGGUCCAAACGCCCGAUUACUACAUCCUCGUUCGCGGCGAACACAGCCUCUGGUGGCGACGCUCGGAUGGUAGCGUCACGGCGCGAUCCGCGUGGGACCUGGCCGCUGCCGAUGAUCCAGUCUGUCUGGGUGUGUGCCAGGCGUUUGUAGGACGCGUCCAGGCGAGUGUUGGUGGCGAGUAUCACCUGCUACUCGUGAGGGAGUCGGUGCCCGUGGGCAGGCUGCCUGAUGGACACAUGGUGAGGAAGGUGACCAAGGUGACUCUCCUCCCGCUGAGCUCGUCUUCGCUGCCUGAUACUCCUGACACACAGCUGACUGCGUGUGUGAAGCACACACCGGGCGCGUCUGUCAGUACCGGAGGAGGCGGAGGAGGGACGGCUGCCGCGGCUGGACGCGGCGCUGGACUGGCACGUACCUGGGGACUGAUGAAGACCGUCACCACGCGAGCCGCAGCGGCGACAGCAGCAGCUGCACAGUCAGCCGGCGCUCAGGUAAAGGAGCGCGUCCCCGGCCGGAACCGUCGACCCGCCGCCGCACUCAGUCCGGUGCUCGAGGAGCUUCUGAAACUCUUCAACGACUCGGAUUCGUUCUUCUUCAGCGUCGGCGGUGAUCUGACAAACUCCCUGGCGAGGAGGCUGAAGGGAGCGGAACCGGAUGACCGAUUCUUCUGGAACGCCCCCGCGGCUGCGGCGGUGCUUGCGCUGCCUCCGCCCGCAGCAGAUGCCUGGGUGCAGCCGAUCGUCCAGGGCUACGUACACAUCUCCGAGUGCGGAGACCCGGACGGAGUACUUCCCCCGCAUCUUCGCCUAAGCCUCAUCUCUCGCCGCAGUCGCCAUCGGGCCGGCACGCGCUAUCGCCGACGCGGCGUGGAUCCGGAUGGCUGGGUGGCCAACUACGUCGAGACUGAACAGAUCCUUUCGAGCGGAGACCACCAUCUCAGCUUUGUCCAGGUGCGUGGCUCGGUCCCCGUGUUCUGGGCGCAGCCUGGUUACCGGUACCGACCACCGCCGAGACUCGAGCGAGACCCUGUCCAAACGGCUGCCGCCUUCCGCCGCCACGUGGACGCUGAGGUUGAACGCUACGGUGCCGUACAUUGUGUCAGUCUUGUCGACCAAACGGGACGCGAAAAGGUGAUUGCGGAUGCCUAUCUGGACCAGGCGCUUGCAUACGACUCCGAGCGUCUAACAUUCACAGCAUUUGACUUUCACGAUCACUGCCGAGGACUGCGUUUCGAAAACGUCGCGCUUCUCUUGGCGGCUGUCUCAGACGACCUCGCAGCCACCGGAUUCACAUGGGCCGAUCGCCGCGGAGCGCUCUGUCAACAAUCUGCCGUGUUCCGCGUAAGCUGCAUCGACUGUCUCGACCGAACGAACGUCGUGCAGACAGCGCUGGCCAGAACAAUGCUGCAAACGCAACUGUCAAAACUCGGCGUCGCUGGGACCGGUGCGCUGCCAGCAUCUCUUCGCAACACCUUCCAGCAGAUGUGGGCAGAUACCGGCGACGCUCUCAGUCGGCAAUACGCAGGAACCGGUGCGCUCAAAGGAGACUUCACCAGAACUGGAGAACGUCGCUGGACUGGGCUCAUGCGCGAUGGCGUCAACUCGGCCAACCGGUACUACCUGAACCGCUUCCGCGACGCGGGUCGUCAGGCGGCAAUCGAGGCUUCCCUGGGCCGCCCGCCGGUGGAGCCAGAGCCUGAAGACGAAGCCGACGGCGACGAAUCCGAUGAGGCGGCGGCGGUGGAACGCGUCCGGCAACUGCUCGACGACUCGCAGCGUCUGCUGGUUCCUGACGGCUCCGUCGUGAUGGGCACCUGGGGUCUGAUCGACGCAGACGCCGAUGCAACUGACGGCGACCAGGAGCUGGACACCAUUCUCAUCCUGACCACGGACUCCUACUACGCGGCAUGUUACGAUGACGACACAGACCGCAUCGUCUCCUACCAGCGCGUUCCGCUAUGUGACCUCCAGUCCAUCGAACUCGGUCCUGUCGAGGCUUCCCGCCUGUCGCGCUCUCCUCGAACCCCCUGUCUACGUCUGUGGUACGAAAUCAGCGGUGAGUCUGGGUACUUUCACCAGCUGCGUGCCACGCCACUGCGCUUCUUCAACAACGUGGCCGUGACGGCGGGCUCUGCGGAAGAUCAGGCAGAAACACUUCGCGCACUGGCUGCGGCGCUGGUUGGAGCUUGCGAAGCUGCUGGCCACCAAGUUCCCCUAUCUGAGGGUCGCCUGGCUCGGCGCAAGUCCCGCGCCUCUCUUGCAAGCUCUCGUCGUGCUGGACGAACACCGCUCCGCUGGCUGGACGAAACCCCGCAGCCGGGAAGUCUGCUCCGCACGGCCGGCACUCGUGCUGCGAGCAGUGUGGCCGCUGCUGCCGCGUGGCUGCCGUCACGUCUUCGCCCACUGUGGUCAGACUCACAGCAGCAGUCUCAGACGGAGAGAAACUCGCCUGAAGAGCCCUCGCAAGAGUCGGGCGACAUGCUGAUCGACAGUGCGGGUAUCAUCGCCUGUCCCGUGGGAGGUCCGACUUCACCUCCAGCUGUUGGGCAGCCAGGUGAAAAUGCGACGGAGCAGACUUACCCGGAGGUGGAGGUGGAUGGAAGGAAAAGCACAAGACAUGAAGACGAUGCAGAUGGCCAGGGUAGCACGCAAUGUGCAGGAAAUGCAGACCAGUCGAGAGUGACGCCAGAGAAGACGUCGUCUCACCAAGUGAACGGUCCCGAACAAGAUCUUGCGAAGGGAAACUCUUCACUCGAAUCCUCGCAGCUGCCAGACGUGGUCACAACAGCCACAUCUUCGCAAUUACCACGUCUCGCCUCCGGUGAAUCAGCGAGCUCUUCAAGAGAGCCAACGGAAAUAGAACCACCAUCAAGCAUCUCCGUUGAGUCGAAGUCAGGCACCACGGGUCCCUCAGCUAACACAGAGGUGCCCAGCAUCACGGUUAGUAGUGAUCGACCCUCAGUUGGUGGGCUGUCCCUGCUCGGGUCAGCUCUGUCUCCGCUGACCAGCCCAGCUCGAGAUACUGUCCUGGUAGGGUUCUCUCGUCUGGCUCGAGGGGUGCAGAGGCUGGGCUCCGCGGCCAGCACGCCCUCUGGGCCGCGCAAGCUGGAGAUGAGUGAUGUGCUGCGGCAGAGGAUAGCAGGAUCGAAGACACGGGUGACGAUGCUGUAAGCCAGGAUGGCGAUUAUACGUCAACGUGACGAUUCAGAAAUGUGAAAAGCAGAGGAUCGCAAGAUGCAUGACAUAACGUGACGCUGAUAUGACGCGAAAGGCAUGUGAUCCAAGAAGCCGGACCUGCGAUUAGCUGUUAAUAUGUCAAGAAGUCACUUAUGGAUAUGCAAAAAGGAUCUGUACCGAAGCAAGGCCAGUUACGCUUCCAAAGAUGCGAUGACCAAUCAUCGCCAAAAUCGCUCAAGGAAUCUUGCAGGCGUCUUCUCUGGCCUGAAUCGCCACGUUUGGUUACUGCUUUAGUUGAACGAAAAGGAUCUAAUGAGAUUCGGGUCCCGUUCGCUCAAGAUGUGUGGACUCUAGACAUGUGGCUCUCUCAUGAAUUAUUCAAGAAAUUCGCUAUGCAUAUGACUCGAAAUAAUGGUGAUAAAGCCAGUCCGGUUUCUAUUAACUGCCCAGCCUCCGUUCCUGAUUGUAUGGCUAUCAUCGCGUCGCAUUCAGAUUUCAUAACUAAAUGCAGCCUCUUCAAAAAUUGCUGUUGAAUCGAUUUAUCAUGAAACGGUUGCAAGCGGUGAAGCGAUUUCUGAAGGCGUAACUAUUUUUCUCACUGCUCAAAAGUCAUAAAUCGAGGCUUGCAUGUGUGCAUCAAUAUGUCAGCGAGGUUGAGGGUUUCCGAGUUUUUACGCUUUGCAACACAAGAUCUUCCGUGCGUACCUAUGCUAUCUGUCGUAGGACAUCAAUAUAUGUAAACCUCAGCUGUUGACAACCGUUUAUUCGCACCGUGGUUCUAGAAAUGUAUUUUGCUCUCUUAUCACUUACUUGUACGUUUAUGGGUAGUGCUGCUUCGUGGAUCAAUUUUACUAGUUUUUGUCUAUUUCGAGGAAUCUUCCAAUCUAAAUGCAGUUUUGAUAAAAGUGCACUAUUUGUGGAGAGAAUGUGACCUUUUGAACAUUGAACAAUAUUCCCGCACACAACGGCUUGGUAGUUUGUGGUAAUCCCCAUGGGCGCACACGCACCUUUUGCCGAUCAGUAGAUAUAUGUGCUGCUAAAUGGAAAAGUGAGACCACAUGGAGUUGAGAAUAGUGCUCACCCUGUUGUGUUAUUUAUGUGUGUGGGUACAGAUGCAAGUGGCGCCACCCGUGGCCAAAUAGUUCUAUUGAGUCCCAACAGCGACCGCUAGAGGUGGUGCUACGGCCGAUCUCGGUACCGAUUGUGACUGCAUCCUCGCCUGCCUAUCGAUUGCAACUGUGUAAGACCUCCACUGGCCACUUGUCGGUGCAUCCGUACUUGGCCUGAUCUGAGAGUGUUCCUGCACCAACUUGUCGCUAUAGUCGUCUUGUGCGCAUCAAUGUAACACUGCGGGUAGAUUCGAACACAGCCUUCAUGCCUUCGUAGUGAUCCGGCGGGCGGCGAAAAUCGCGUGUAGUCUCUAUUUUGUCUAUCAGCACGUGCGGCGUACCUCCGCAAACGUUCGCGAACCUCGCGUAAGGUCUCUAUUUUACCAGAAUGCAACACUUUGUGCCGUUGUAUAAACAGGUGGCGCUCUAGUCGUGUGUAGUGCUGCUCUCUCGCCUCUGGAAUAUUGUACUCUGAAUUGGAGAUAUUCUGUUCGAUUGUUUGUGUUUGUGAAGCAUUGUUACAUUGGCUUCUUAAAUUAAACAUGCCGCAUAAAAUGACAGACUGAGCUCGUUACUUAAUCGUGCAUCUGUCUUUGCUGAUAUUGUGUCGAAACUUUAUGAGUUAUGUCGCUAUGUCUCCACCACUGUAUACAUUAUGAAACAAUUCACAUUCCCUAGCAGCACAUGGGCAUAUUUAUUCUCAGUAUCUCCAUAGGUGUCGGUGGGCUCUCCCUAGACAUCGAUGUUUACUGUGCAGACUUCUGAGAAAGUUAGACACAUCUUUUGCUAUUUUUGCAAACGGCAGACUGAGUCAAUUACAAAGGAAAAAGAGCAACAUAUAAGACACAAAUCAAAACUGAUAUAAGCUUAGAUGACCGAUUUUAAGCUAUUUUGUUGUCAGUUGAUCUCUUUCUUCCUUAUUAUAAUUGCAUUUAUGAGAGAUCGCUAUUGUCACAGAUCGCAUAUUUUGACAUUCUUUGGUUCUAUAAUACAAACCUUUACUUUUGUGUUAUUUGUUCGGCACGCCAAAGCUCAAUUAGUUCUUUUAUUUUCGCCAAUGUCCGGUGUCCCUAUUCAUUACAGCAUCGCUGGAAGGUGAAUGUUAUCCUGUGUGCGCAACUAAUGUCAAGUCUGUAACGUGUUAUUUGGUGAUCCUUCCAUACGAGACGUGAGCUUUCGGUGUUUAGUUUGGCCUGCUAGCUCAAACAGUAUAUGCGAAGCGUCGUAUGUACGCCAUAGCUAUGCAGUCGUGGUAAUGUCUGUUAUGUGCGCUGAUAAUAUAUAGACUCGCAAUCA
Messenger RNA from Amphibalanus amphitrite, 6935 nucleotides. Its product is annotated as phosphatidylinositide phosphatase SAC2-like. Gene Ontology annotation, molecular function: phosphatidylinositol-4-phosphate phosphatase activity. NCBI's taxonomy places the organism in Eukaryota, Metazoa, Arthropoda, Thecostraca, Balanomorpha, Balanidae. Gene Ontology annotation, biological process: phosphatidylinositol dephosphorylation; regulation of endocytic recycling. The coding region runs from base 1195 to 4524 and encodes 1109 amino acids. The record is from RefSeq and is a predicted model, not a curated record. The transcript has 4 exons. Gene Ontology annotation, cellular component: clathrin-coated endocytic vesicle; early endosome.